Messenger RNA from Pterocles gutturalis (yellow-throated sandgrouse), 462 nucleotides. It is a transcript of the gene FAM163B, whose product is annotated as family with sequence similarity 163, member B. Bases 1 to 462 code for a protein of 153 amino acids. The record is from RefSeq and is a predicted model, not a curated record. The transcript is spliced from 2 exons. Lineage: Eukaryota; Metazoa; Chordata; Aves; Pterocliformes; Pteroclidae.
AUGACAGCCGUGACCGUGGUCAUCACAGGUGGAAUAUUAGCGACUGUCAUUUUGCUUUGUAUCAUCGCCGUCCUCUGCUACUGUAGGCUCCAGGUAAGGCUGGGGAGGGGGAUGCAGCCCCAAAGGGCACUGCGAUCCCCCACCCCGCCGCUCCACGGCAACCGCAACGUAGUGCUGACCAACGGCCCGUCCCUCUACGCCUCGUCGCCCUUUGGCAAGAAACCGGCGCUGAGCCGACCCGACUGCCCCAGCUGCGUGCCCUACGAGCCCCCCACCUUCUUCCUGCAGGAGCCCCCCGAGGAGCUGCACAACGGGGGCGACCGGGUGAGCUACCAGACGGUGAGCCAGGAGGAUCUCGACCUGCCGGUGAGCGUGGCCAACCUGCAGGCGCUCAACCCCAACCGGCUCUCAGCCAUGCGGGAAGCUUUCUCCCGCAGCCGCAGCAUCAGCACCGAUGUGUGA